Phytophthora nicotianae INRA-310 is the source of this 822-nucleotide messenger RNA. RefSeq lists its product as hypothetical. The record is from RefSeq and is a predicted model, not a curated record. Bases 1 to 822 code for a protein of 273 amino acids. The transcript is spliced from 2 exons. Lineage: Eukaryota; Oomycota; Peronosporomycetes; Peronosporales; Peronosporaceae.
AUGGAGCAGUCGAGGUACAAGCCUGCCUUGGUGGCGUUCAUGUCGUUCAAGGACGGCGUUAACUACUCCGCGGACAUGAACUUCAGUGAACAAGCUCGGCUAAAUAUUACCUCCGAGCAACUCUGCAGAUGGAUGAACCACCGUGCAUACGGAAGUGAACAACCAACGAAAGACAUGAAGCCAACACACGCUCGCUCAUCUACUCUAGAGUUGUACAAGAAAGCCAUUUCGUCGUUUAUGCCGCGUCUUACUAUUCCAUGGGACAACGUCCGGCAUGAAGGCAACCCUACUCGUUCUGAGGCCGUCAACCAGCUCAUUAAGACGGUGAAGCGCUUCGAAGUCCGUCACACCACGACUGCUCACAAAGACUUCGCAGCAAUGCAUUCGCAGUUUUUUGGUGUUAAGCGAUACAUCGGCGAGGUAAUGAGCGAGGUGAUGCGUUUGCGAACUGAGAUACAACGUGAGCUCCAUACAAUAAAGGCGAGCGUGAACAGGAUUGCAGUGCAGCCGGUGAUACGCCAAAUACAUGGUAGCAGAGUCGACCCCACAGGUGAACGCGAGCUAAACCCACCGCGAAUCCAACGCGCUACUGUUAAACUCUCGAAAAGACCCAAGGAUCUAUUUGAACCGUGGCAUGAGUACGAGUUUGGAUACACUGGAGUGAAGCAAGCACGAGACUUUACAUCAGUCGAAAGGGGUGCCAACAAAUUUGUGUACAGUCGUCGUAAGGUGUUCUGGGAUGAAGUUGCUGGACUUGUACGAGCAGGGUUCACAAGUGACGCUGCUAUUGACAAAGUACGGGCGGCAGCUUUUAGUGACUAA